UAAAUAAUCAGGAAGUGUGGGAAGAAUAUUUUAAUAGAUUUUUCAUUGUAAAAAUUAAAUUUCUGAACAAAAUGGAAUCAGAUGAAAAGACUUUGCAGAAGCUUGAGCCACUGGCAAUUUUUGGAUUCGAUGGAAAAAUGCCAGGAGGCAUUAAGGUGCAUCCCGGUGGGAAACACAUAAUCUUUGCUAUUGGAAAUAAGAUUUCAGUUAUGAAUAUCCAGACGGAUGGUCAGGAAUUUCUUUCUGGGCACACAAAUACAAUUUCAGCAUUUGAUGUGGCACCUACAGGGCAACUCCUCGCCUCUGGACAGGUCAGCCAUAUGGGCUUUCGCUCCUCCGUCAUCCUGUGGGAUUGGGAAACGAGAAAAGAACGCGCUCGAUAUGAUUUGCAUCGAGUACGUGUGGAAAGUGUCCGUUUCACGGGAAGUGAACGCUUCCUGGUGUCUCUUGGUGGUGCCGACUGUGGCAUGAUCAUCGUCUGGGAUGUGGAGAAGGGAACAGCCAUUUGUGGAGCUUCAGCAGCACGAGAAACAACAGGGGCUGCACUUCGUCUAGAAGCAUUGCGCUUCAGAGGGGAUGCCUUUGUGUCAAUUGGGCAGCAAACACUGCGAUUGUGGACAAUUGAUCCUGAGGCCAGAAGGUUGAAGGCUUCUGAUGUGAAUGUAGGGAAGUUGCGACGAGACUACACAGCAGCACGAGUAGAUGAAAACGAUGAAAUCCUCCUUGUUGGCACAAUGAGUGGAGAUGUUGUCAAGGUGAAACUAAAUCUCCCUGAUGAUCCUGAUAAGGGAGCUGCACCAACACUCCUAGGAUGCUAUGCACGACACAAUCCACGGAAGUCACGUGGCCAAGAUUGCAGCCGCUACAGCAAUGGUGUGCGGGAGUUGUGGCUAUUCAAUGAUGGAAAGAUCCUCAUUGGAGGCGGUGAUGGGACUGUUGAUCUUGUCCAAGAACGCAAUGUCUCCUUCCGGAAUUAUCAGAAUCCAACUUGGCCACAAUAUAAAUCUCUCCAGAGAACAAAGGUGAACGGUCCAAUUUCCUCUUUCCAACAACUGAAUGCCGAAACAAUCCUAAUUGGAACGGAAGCUUGUGAAAUUUAUUCACUUUCCCUGGGAAAUUUUGAUGUAAAACUCCUAAAGACAUGCCACACAGGACCUGUGUUUGACGUAGCAUUUCCUCACAAUUUUUCUGGCGUAUUUGCAACUGCCAGCUUUGAAUCUCUGCGCAUCUGGUCAGUGCGACGGAUGCAGGAACUCUUAAGGAUUGUCGUGCCGAAUUUCACCGCCUCAGGUGUGGUUUUCUCUCAUGACGGGAAAAGCCUCCUCUCGGCGUGGAAUGACGGAGCAUUGCGUGCCUUUACACCCCUUACGGGACGUCUGGCAUUUGCAAUUCCCAAUGCCCACAACAAAGGUUGCAGUGCUUUAGCGGCUGCUGCCCUUGGGGGUCUCCUUGUUAGUGGUGGACUUGAGGGUCAGGUGCGUGUGUGGAGUGUUGCACGUACUCCCACACUUUUAGGUGUCCUCAAGGAGCACACAGCCGCCGUGACAAGUGUGGACUUCAAUCGUUUCGACACGGAAGUUGUUUCUGCCUCACGCGAUGGGAGUUGCAUCAUUUGGGACAUUAUCAACUUUUCCCGGAAGCACGUCUUGCUGGCCAACACGCAGUUCACGUGCGCUCGCUACCUGCCCAGUGGUAUUCAAAUUCUAGCCACUGGGAGUGAUCGUCGUAUUACCUACUGGGAAGUCUUCGAUGCGAGUCUCGUGAGGGAUGUUGAGGGUUCCUUGCGUGGCUCCAUCAAUAGUCUAUCAUUUGCUGGCACAGGAGAUUUCUUCGCAUCUGCUGGGAGUGAUCAAUUGCUGCGCUUCUGGGAUUACAAUCUUGGUUUGCCCGUUGGUCUGGGUCGUGGGCACUCUGCGGAAAUUCUCGUUGUUACAUGCAGCCCUUGUGGGGGUUUCAUCGUAACCGGAAGUGCAGAUGGAGCGGUUUUUGUCUGGAGUAUUCCUGAGCAAUUUCGUACAGUUCCCACUCCGUCUGAGGCAACCCCUAAGGCAGCACCACAGGGGAAGUCUCGAGGACGCAUGGAGAAGAUGAGAGAAAAUAUCAGCCAGCUGAAUGGGAAGAAUUCCGGGAAGAAAUUGCAAAUCUCCGAAUGUCCCCCAAUUGAUGACAGAAGAAGUGGAUCUGGAAGCUCAAAAAGCAGCAAAAGCUCUAAAGGUUCCAAAAAUGGUGGAAGGAUUUCUAGUAAAUAAAUGAUUCAUCACGGGACAAGCUGCCUAAAGAGCAUUAAAGCGAAUAUUUUAAUAACUUUUCUUAUAAGCUUAUUUUAGAAUGAGAAUUUAGUAAUUCUUUUUAAUAAAGAUAAUCAAAAA
Lutzomyia longipalpis is the source of this 2369-nucleotide messenger RNA. Its product is annotated as cilia- and flagella-associated protein 52. Bases 72 to 2249 code for a protein of 725 amino acids. Gene Ontology annotation, biological process: cilium assembly. Gene Ontology annotation, molecular function: protein binding. The transcript has 5 exons. Lineage: Eukaryota; Metazoa; Arthropoda; Insecta; Diptera; Psychodidae. The record is from RefSeq and is a predicted model, not a curated record.